AUGGUUUCACCACUGAAGAAGCUCAUCUCAAGCUUUCUACUCAUCUUUUUCUCCACCAUUAUCGUCGCUUCAUCAGAACCAUUGUGUAGCCGUUACAAAUCUAUCAUCAGCUUCGGUGAUUCCAUAGCUGACACCGGAAACUAUCUCCAUCUCUCCGACGUCGACCAUCCUCCUCAAGCCGCCUUUUUUCCUUAUGGAGAAACCUUCUUCCAUGUUCCCACCGGUCGUAACUCCGACGGCCGCCUCAUCAUCGAUUUCAUCGCCGAGUUCUUGGGACUACCGUACGUGCCGCCUUACUUUGGUUCCCAAAACGUGAGCUUCGAGCAAGGGGUCAAUUUUGCUGUGUAUGGAGCAACCGCUUUGGAUCGUGCGUUUCUUAUGGAAAGAGGAAUUGUAUCUGACUUUACAAAUGUUAGUUUAAGUGUUCAACUAAACACUUUCAAGCAAAUUUUACCUAACCUAUGUGCCUCGUCCUCUCGUGAUUGCAGAGAGAUGCUUGGUGACUCCUUGAUACUCAUGGGAGAGAUUGGAGGAAACGACUAUAAUUACCCUUUUUUCGAAGGCAAAAGUAUCAAAGAAAUCAAAGAGCUUACUCCUCUAAUCAUCAAAGCUAUUUCUGAAGCAAUUGUGGAUUUGAUCGAUUUGGGAGGCAAAACAUUUCUGGUGCCAGGAUCUUUUCCAGCUGGAUGUAGCACUGCCUUUCUUACUCUAUUUCAAACCGCAAAAGAAGGAGAUUACGAUCCUCUUACAGGUUGUCUCCCAUGGCUCAACGACUUCGGAAAGUACCACGAUGACCAGCUCAAGACAGAACUUAACCGACUCCGAAAACUUUACCCUAAUGUCAACAUUAUUUAUGCCGACUACUACUACUCUAUGUAUCGGUUUUUCCAAGAACCAACCAAAUACGGGUUUAAGAACAGACCUUUGGGUGCUUGUUGUGGAGUGGGAGGUAAAUACAACUUCACUAUUGGUAAAGAGUGUGGAUACGAAGUUGUUGGGUAUUGUCAAAAUCCGUCUGAGUAUAUUAAUUGGGACGGCUAUCAUUUAACUGAAGCCACGUACCAGAAGAUGGCUCAUGGCAUACUCAACGGUCCCUAUGCAACUCCUGCGUUCGACUGGUCCUGCCUUGGCUCUGCAUCAAAGAAGCUCGUGAGCUUCUUUAUAUCUACUCUUUUUCUUGCUACAGCCAGCUCUGAAACACAGUGCAUGCGUUUCAACUCGAUCAUCAGUUUCGGCGAUUCGAUUGCCGACACAGGAAACUUGCUCGCCCUCUCUGAUCCUAACCAUCUCCCUCACAUGGCGUUUCCACCGUACGGAGAAACAUUCUUUCAUCAUCCCACGGGCCGUUUCUCAAACGGUCGACUCAUCAUCGACUUCAUAGCUGAGUACAUGGAUCUUCCGCUUGUGCCUCCUUUCUACGGAUCUCAUAACGCAAACUUUGAGAAAGGUGUUAAUUUUGCGGUGGGAGGAGCAACGGCACUGGAACGUUCCUUUCUAGAGGAGAGAGGGAUUCAUUUUGCUUACACAAACGUCAGUUUAGGAGUUCAGCUUCACAGCUUCAAGGAUCUUUUGCCUAACUUAUGUGGCUCUCCUUCAGACUGCAGAGAAAUGAUGGAGAGUGCUUUGAUUCUCAUGGGAGAAGUUGGAGGCAAUGACUUGAAUUAUGCUUUCUUCGUGGCCAAACCCAUUGAAGAGAUCAAAGAAUUGAUUCCACUUGUGAUCAGUACUAUCUCUAAUGCAAUCACGGAGCUGAUUGGUAUGGGGGGGAGAACAUUUCUGGUACCUGGAAAUUUCCCACUAGGAUGCUCAGUAGCCUAUUUAACAUUAUUUCAAACACCAAACAUGGAAGAGUACGAUCCUAUAACAGGAUGUCUGAAAUGGCUGAAUAAGUUUGCAGAAUACUAUAACAAGCAGCUUCUUGCAGAACUCGACAAACUCAGGAAGCUGUACCCUCAUGUCAACAUCAUAUACGCAGACUACUACAACGCUGUUGCACGUCUUUUCCAAGAACCAGCCAAAUUUGGGUUUAUGAACAAACCAUUGCCCGCAUGCUGCGGUUUGGGAGGGCAGUACCACUACACAGUUGGUAAGAAAUGUGGGUUUGAAGGAGUUGAAUAUUGUAAUGAUCCUUCAAAGUAUGUGAACUGGGACGGUGUUCAUUUGACUGAGCAUGCGUACAGAUUGGUAGCUGAGGGUUUACUUAAGGGACCUUAUGUGAUUCCUCCUUUCAAUUGGUCUUGCCUCAGCUCUGAAAUUAAGAACAAUGGAUCAUCUGACACAAAAAGUAUUCUUUGA
Eruca vesicaria subsp. sativa (arugula) is the source of this 2295-nucleotide messenger RNA. NCBI's taxonomy places the organism in Eukaryota, Viridiplantae, Streptophyta, Magnoliopsida, Brassicales, Brassicaceae. The record is from the annotation of a GenBank genome assembly.